CAGCGACCUCUCUCCUAAGAACAAACGUGCCCACCUUCGACUUAUUCAUAUCGAGCUCCUCCCCUUGACGCCCGUCUCCACUCGCUCUCAGCCUGCCUCGCCUUUCCCACUAGCCCUCAGCUGCAUGCCCUGCCCUCUGUCGUCAUUCGUUGUCGCCGUCGCUGCCUUCUGCUGGUACCUGUCGGCCGGUGCGCCGCCUCACCGCUGACCAAACGGCCUGACUGACUCUACCACCACAAGGCUGCACCCAGAUAAAUACACGCCUGAGACCUCCGCAUUGAGCUGCACUGGCACACGAGCAGCUCACCUCCCAAAUCACCCCUCAUGUUCUCCGAAUAUGCCUCCAAGUUUCUAUCCCAGUCGCAGUCGCGGCUGUCUUUGGGAGGCCCCCCCGAUGCUCCUUCCAACCGCAACCCUCCCGACAGGCACCGACCGUCGUCACGAACGCGAUCAACCACUUCAUAUCUCCAGCGCCGCACUAUGCCGAACCCAUACCACUCGCAGGGCAUGUCGCGGUUUGCGUUUGCUUCGCGCACGUCAAACGCCCCCGCCCCGCUCUUCUACUCUGCCACCGACGACUUCCGGGAAGAAGACGACCAUGAGGAGCACGACCGCGAGAUGGCAGACGCCUACGCGCUGCAGCGAUCGCGUCGGCAGUUUGGCGUAAGCAACCUCUCAGAGUCUUCGGAGGUCGAUGAAGACAUGGAGCGACGAUCAGACCAUACAAUAGAUGGUGGUAGCAUCGAAAACGACGCGCCAGGGUACGGACUAGGAAGAGGCAUCAAAAGUUCGUGGAAGGGGGAUAAGCCCAACCCGCGGGGGAGAUCCACAGUAAUCGAGAAGCCACAAGACAGUGACCGGGAUCAAAGCGUGCCGCUUUCCGAAGCAAGCGCUCCUAGUAGCAAAGGCAAAUGCAAACUAGUCGAUGUAGAGCUUGCUUCUACUGUCAGAGGCAGUAUAGAGGAACUGGACGGAGAAGAAGCUUUCGGAGAUAUGGAUGACCGGCCGCCCUCUUACCAGCAAUUCCGUGGUCUACCCAAGGCAAAAAGAGCCCGAAGCCCGCUAAGAGCAACGUUACCUAUACCACAAGAAACGGACGAAGAUACGUUACUUAGAAAUCCUCGUCCGAUGAGUGCCGGCGGCGAAACUGUGCAACAAGUCGUGGCCGCCGAUCCCGUAGCUCCUCCCAGACACAACUUGUUCUGGGCAGAGCUCUUUCUCAUCGCGCAGUGCGCCAUACUUGGCGUAUUCAUAAUAUCUCUCCUCCAGGAAUCCCCCCCGGAUAAGAAGAAUCCAUUAGGCGACACCAUUUACACAGUUCUACACUCCUCAUUCCAUCUGAUCGGGGUGUAUUCCCUGGUUUCCGUCUUAGUUGGGCUAAUAUGGUUGUCCCUGCUUCGAUCGUUUGCACGGCCCCUGAUCAUGAUCAUACUUGUGGCCGUUCCCACCAUAUCCUUCUCCUUCUUCCUCUACCCAUUUAUUUCGAGCUUCAAAGGGACAUGGCAUGGCGACAGCGUUCAGGACAAGGUGAUGCGGUGGCUGUCAAUUGGACCCUUCAUUUUUGCCGUAUUUUGGGUCUACACCGUUGUCAAAGGACGACACUCCCUUCAGAAGGCAGCUGAAAUGCUUGAAUUCUCCGGACAUAUUCUGAAAACCCAACCCCCGUUGAUUUUCGUCGGGAUUGCAACCUUAUCUGCUGUGGUCCUUUGGUCAUGGCUUUGGAUGCUAAUGUUUACACGGCUUUUCCUCGGUGGUCAUUUCUCGAAAAAUAAAUCUCGCUGGACUAUUGACAUCAGUACCUGGUGGCUCGGUGCGAUCUUCUUUCUGGACUAUUUCUGGGCCCUGGGUGUCAUUGCCGGGAUACAGCGUGCAACCACCGCUGCGACUGUUUCCCAGUGGUACUUCCACCGCAACAAUGUGCCUGCCCCGGCACCUCGCACCGUUGUCUGGGCAUCCCUUACCCAUGCAACGACAACCAUGGCCGGCACGGUCUGCCUAUCCACCCUGAUCGCCCUCCUGGUCCGUCUCCCGCUCAUCAUCCUCCCACGCCGGAUCUCAGGCUUGAUCAGCAUGUGCACCUACUCGCUCAUUCCAACUCCAAUCGCAGCCCUCACAAACCCUCUCACCUUGACAUAUGCCUCCGUUCACGGAUUGCCUCUUUCCGCGGCAGCCAGAGGUGUGUCAAACAUGCCCUUCAUUUCGCCUGCCUCCCCAACAACCACCCUUGGUCCACGCUCCUUCACCCCUUCCCAAGGCCGACCCUCUCUCGUCUCCUACCGACUCGCCAAACUCCUUCUCCACGCUAUUCGCUGGGUGAUCACAAUUGCACUCGGCUUUGGCGGCUGGGUUUCAACAGCGCGAAUGCUGCAGCUGACCAAUGCUGGUGUGAGUUACAAGGGCAGUUUGUAUGCGUAUAUUGUGGGAUUGAUCAGCGCCGCAAUUGGAUGGGGUGCUCUCGGAGCAAUGGAAGGUGUGUUAGGAGGGAUUCUGGAUGCGCUAUUAGUGUGCUGGGGCAGUGAGGUUGGACAUGAUGGGUCAGGGGAUGCGAGGUAUUGUGUUGAUGCGGGACGCCUGUUUGGUGACGAGUUGAGUAGGGGGAGAGGGAGGUUUGAUGCAUGAUGAUGAUCAGGUUGGAGAGGUGCAUUUAGGGAGUUUGAACGCUAGUUUUUGGAUUUGGAUUUGGGAUUUGGAUAUAUGGAUAGGCCUUUUUGGAAUUGGAUUGGGCUGGGCUGGAUUUUUGGGCGAUAUGCAAGGCAUGGCGGCGCGUAUUGUUCGUGUACGAGAUCCCGCGAUUGAGCGUAUGGAUUAGGUUAGAGCUAGACAGUAGCUGUGUAUCGUGU
Messenger RNA from Lindgomyces ingoldianus, 2840 nucleotides. RefSeq lists its product as uncharacterized. The transcript has 2 exons. Gene Ontology annotation, cellular component: plasma membrane. NCBI's taxonomy places the organism in Eukaryota, Fungi, Ascomycota, Dothideomycetes, Pleosporales, Lindgomycetaceae. The record is from RefSeq and is a predicted model, not a curated record. Gene Ontology annotation, molecular function: transmembrane transporter activity. Gene Ontology annotation, biological process: transmembrane transport. Bases 325 to 2619 code for a protein of 764 amino acids.